Lineus longissimus is the source of this 1988-nucleotide messenger RNA. RefSeq names its product RING finger protein nhl-1-like. Bases 253 to 1179 code for a protein of 308 amino acids. The transcript is spliced from 2 exons. Gene Ontology annotation, biological process: protein monoubiquitination. Gene Ontology annotation, molecular function: ubiquitin protein ligase activity. NCBI's taxonomy places the organism in Eukaryota, Metazoa, Nemertea, Pilidiophora, Heteronemertea, Lineidae. The record is from RefSeq and is a predicted model, not a curated record.
AAUUGAUCUUCUGGAAAUUCAAAUAUUUAAAUAUUGAAAGUGUUCUGGGGUAUGCGCUGUCACCUAGAUGAGUUGAACGAGACUGCACCAGUGUAGAUCGCCGACGCAAUUUUGCUCUGAUGUGUGAAUAACAACCCCUGAACCACGAUUAAUUUGUCGCUUCUGGAGACACGUACGACUGUGAUUUCACUAAGAACAACCUUCUCUGCCGCGGCAGGACCAUUUGGAUCUACAUGUAUUUGAAAAUCCAAGAUGGCUGCUCUCGACGCCAUACCAGAGGGGCGUGUCCGUCCUACCAUUGAACAGAUACUUCAAUGUCCGAUGUGCCUCGAUCGGUUCGAAAACCCCAAACUUCUUCCAUGUGGACACACGUUCUGUCUAGCUUGCCUGGAGUGCCGGUCAAGGACACAUCAUAUCACUUGUCCUCUUGACAAUAGGAAACAUCCACUGCCAGCGAAUGGAGUAAAAGGCUUUUCUAGCAACAUCACGGCGGAUGCGCUAACGGAAGUCGUGUUUUCAUCAGCGAAUAAAGUGAAUCGGACAGUUCUUAAAUACUGCUGUUCGGAUUGUGGGGAACUAUGUUCCGAACUCAAGAGGUGUUUUAACCAUUGUUCUGCCAUGAUUUGCCAACACUGCCAAGAUGAGCAUAUAAAUGAUUCCACAAAUCAUAUCAAAACUGUCUUGAAGGAAAUGCGUGAGAAAUUACAGACUUUGGGUGAUAAUUGUGAAAAGUGGGAAGCACAGCAUCGAGUUCUCUACAUGUCUUAUGAAAACGCACAGUCAGAACUGGACAGAGUAUUUAAAGUUUGUUUCGAAAAGCUUUGCGAGAAGCGCGUAGAGAGACAACACGCACUAGAGGAGAUGGUGACGCCGCAUUUGGAUGCAUUCAAGACUAAAAUCUGCAAGGCAAAGGAUUGUAAAUCAAAGGCAGAGCAAAUGUGCGCAGACAUGGAAGCGAGACUGCGGAAAACGGACCAAAUCCGCGAAGUAGAACUGCUCUGUAUUCGUCUAAAGUGUCUCCAGCAGUUGGCGUUGUUAGAGGAUUACGUCAUGGCAGAUCAGGAGGAAGAACCAUGUGCUGGAAUUGAAACUGUCAAGAUUGAACUAGAUGAGAACUGGAUGAAUUUUUGCAUUGGGAAAUUAUUUAGGAAGAGUAUCGUGUCUCGUUUAGGCUCAUAAAAUCCGAUUAAAGAGUGUCCAAACUACUGUAGAAGGACGAACUUACCUCGUCAGCCUAAAAUAUGUUGUUUGACCGUUUCAUGGGAGUUGUUCAUUUGAUGACUACGAACCACUAGUGGUUAUGGCCUAUAAACGAGGUCAACAUCCUAAAAGAUAGGCUAAACAGUCAAAGAUGUCUUGGGGAAUCUUGCAUUUUCAAAUAUGGUCUACCAAACCAUAGUGAGACAUUUCACGUCUUAUUCUUUUAUGGUAUCUAAGAGCCACCACGACAUGUAGUUGAUGUGGAGAGGUGUAGACUUCUGACCUUAAACAGACACUUAUAACAACCCAUAGAUGGAGUGUUAAAUUGCUUGCGCGAAAUGUGUCUGGUGUCGCAAUGUACUCACGUUUACUCUCGUUCUUGUACACUGAUCAGUCAUAAGGACUCCACAACCCAGUCAUCGUAAAUUCUCAAAUAUGAUUUUGAUAGUGGCAACCCGAUGACAUUGGUGUUGGUCGAUGAUGAUAGUUUAUUGUGCAAUAACUAACCUUUAUAUCUAGUCUUAUAGUCUAUAAAGCACAGAAAGCUGUUGCCAAGUUUCCUGUAGUUAAACAAUGCCUAUAUGCGAACUGCUGGAACAUUCAUUUGAAAUGAACUGACGGACUUUUGUGACUGUUCUGUCGCUCGCUUUAUGCCUGUAUCCACGUUAUCACUUUGGUAUCACAAAUCUGCCGUUUGGCGGCCUCCUUAUUGAUCUUGUAAAUAGAGAGCCUGCCUCGUGGUACCUAAGCUUUCCUUCAAGGAAUGUAUUUAACUAUCGUUUAAUAAA